Molecule: messenger RNA, 1238 nt
Organism: Hyaloscypha bicolor E
Lineage: Eukaryota; Fungi; Ascomycota; Leotiomycetes; Helotiales; Hyaloscyphaceae
Exons: 4
Coding region: 96-1238 (380 amino acids)
Biological process (GO): phospholipid transport; mitochondrion organization
Cellular component (GO): ERMES complex; endoplasmic reticulum
Molecular function (GO): lipid binding
Source: RefSeq, a predicted model, not a curated record
CUUGACCACACUUCAGUGAAUGGGCUGGCCUCACCAGUCAACCACGACCCCAAUUCCUCCCCAGAUCUCAGGAGAGGUCGAAGAUUCCCUAUCAAAUGGCCACAGCAAAUGUGCCUCCACUCCCUAAGCCCGAAUCCUCACUCUCUUUCACACAAGGCCUACUCCUCGGCCAACUCUCCGUCGUCCUACUGCUAGGGGCCUUCAUAAAAUUCUUCAUCUUCGGCGACCCCCCCUCCGCCGACGUAACCGCCUCCCUCCGCGCCACAGAACGACGUUCUCGAACCCUCGCACACAAACGCUCACUCCUCUCCCUCCGCCCGACAAUACCAUCCUCCACACAAAACAGCACACUACAAAAAAAGCGCAGCUCCGUACUAAGAAACCCGCCGCCCUUAAUAACGAACACGAUCCUCAGCAAAACCCUCGACUGGUUCAACGUACUAAUCGCGCAAACCAUCGCGCAGUUCCGCUCCGACGCACAUCACGAUAACGCGAUCCUCACUUCGCUCACGCAGGCACUGAACUCGAACUCACGCCCCGAUUUCCUAGAUGAGAUCAAGAUCACGGAGCUAAGUCUCGGGGAGGACUUCCCGAUCUUCAGUAAUUGUAGAGUGAUACCUGUAAAUGAGGAUGGGCUAGUAUUGGGGGAUGUGAGGAAGGGUGGGAAGGCGGGGGAGAGGGAAUAUGGACGGUUGCAGGCCAGGAUGGAUGUUGAUUUGGCGGAUUUUAUUACGCUGGCGCUGGAGACGAAACUUUUACUUAACUACCCGAAACCGCUAGUUACUAUCUUGCCUGUUGCGUUGGCGGUUUCUAUGGUGCGGUUUUCGGGGACAUUGAGUAUUAGUUUUGUGCCGGGGACGGCUGGGAAUGCUACGACGUUGGCGUUCAGUUUCUUGGAUAAUUAUAGAUUGGAUUUGAGUAUCAGGAGUCUGGUGGGUUCGAGGAGUAGAUUGCAGGAUGUGCCGAAGAUCGCACAGUUAGUAGAGCAGAGGUUGCAUAUGUGGUUUGAUAAACGGUGUGUGGAGCCAAGGUUUCAGCAGAUCGAGUUGCCGAGUUUGUGGCAGCGGAAGAAGAAUACGAGGGGUGGGGAGGAGGGAAUUGGUGUUGAGAGGGAAAGUUUGGGGAGGGCGAAGGGGAAGGAGGCGAGGAGAGAGGUCGAGGCGGAGCAGAGGGCGAAAGUUGAGACACGCGGAGAGGAGUACGCGAUGCCUGGCUCAAUGCCGGGUGGGUUGACUUGA